UCGAGCCGCGACUCUAUGGCGGCCGCGACCGCUCACUAGCCGCGGAGCGACAUGAACACGGGUGCUGACGGCCAGAGCGGUGCAGUGGUUGCCGCGCGGUCUCGAGAGGGCAGUCCCGCGGCGGCUGACUUCGUCCCAUCGGCUCUGGGGACCCGAGAGCAUUGGGAUGCUGUUUAUGAGAGAGAACUGAGAACAUUCCAAGAAUAUGGAGAUACAGGAGAAAUCUGGUUUGGGGAGGAGAGUAUGAACCGACUAAUAAGGUGGAUGCAGAAACACAAGAUCCCGUUGGAUGCCUCAGUGCUUGAUAUUGGAACUGGAAAUGGUGUUUUCCUGGUUGAACUUGUGAAACAUGGUUUCUCUAAUAUAACUGGGAUUGAUUACUGUCCUUCUGCAAUUAAACUUUCUGCAAGUAUUUUAGAGAAAGAAGGGGUAUCUAACAUUAACUUAAAGGUAGAAGACUUUCUGAAUCUUUCUACAAAGCUGUCUGGAUUUCAUGUUUGCAUUGACAAAGGGACUUUCGAUGCCAUAAGUCUUAAUCCUGACAAUGCAGUUGAGAAGAGGAAGCAGUAUGUGAUGUCUCUCUCCAGGGUGUUGGAAGUAAAAGGCUUUUUUCUAAUAACCUCAUGUAAUUGGACCAAGGCAGAGUUGCUAGAUGUAUUCAGUGAAGGAUUUGAACUUUUUGAAGAGCUGCCAACACCCAAGUUCACCUUUGGAGGUAGAUCUGGAAACACUGUAGCAGCUUUGGUUUUUCAAAAAAGAGAGAUUUCUUUGGACAAAGUCAGUUAGCUUUGUAGAAGAAACUGCACAGCAAAGUAAACCUGAUACACAAAAAGCAAGUACAAAUAAUGCUUAGUAAGUACCCAGGCUUAGGAAGUAUAAAUAGUGCUUAGUAAGCACCCAGGCUGCACAGAUUGAGUACAGCUAAUGGGUGGUGGGAAUCAUCAUUUAGAUAUAUCAACUAAGAAUAAUUUAAGAUUUUCUUUUGUAUUUGAAAUAUAAAUAUUUUUCUUGUGAUUUAUGACAGUUUUCUGUAACUGUUAGCAGUUGAAAACUUCCAAGUAGUAAAUGAAUUUACAGAAA
Molecule: messenger RNA, 1080 nt
Organism: Psammomys obesus (fat sand rat)
Lineage: Eukaryota; Metazoa; Chordata; Mammalia; Rodentia; Muridae
Gene: Eef1akmt2
Product: EEF1A lysine methyltransferase 2
Exons: 6
Coding region: 52-786 (244 amino acids)
Biological process (GO): peptidyl-lysine dimethylation; peptidyl-lysine monomethylation
Cellular component (GO): cytoplasm
Molecular function (GO): protein-lysine N-methyltransferase activity
Source: RefSeq, a predicted model, not a curated record